Molecule: messenger RNA, 2097 nt
Organism: Staurois parvus
Lineage: Eukaryota; Metazoa; Chordata; Amphibia; Anura; Ranidae
Source: the annotation of a GenBank genome assembly
AUGCAAGCACACGAGAUAUUCAGGAGUCUUCGGAUCCCUGAGCUGAGAGAUGUUCACCAAUAUGUACGCACUCUUCCCACCAACACCUUGAUGGGCUUUGGUGCGUUUGCUGCUUUAACCACUUACUGGUACGCUACAAGACCAAAAGCCCUGAAACCCCCGUGUGACUUGGCCAUGCAGUCGGUGGAAGUCAAGGGACAUGAGAAUGCCCGCAGAUCUGCACUGCUGGAUAGUGAUGAAGUUGUGACCUACUACUAUGAUGAUGUCAGAACAGUCUAUGAAGUUUUCCAGAGAGGAAGAAGAGUGUCAAAUAAUGGGCCUUGUUUAGGACAUAGGAAGCCUAACCAGCCAUAUCAAUGGAUAUCCUACCAAGAGGUAUCGGAUAGAGCAGAAUAUGUGGGGUCUGCCUUGCUGCACAGGGGCUGUAAACCUAAUUCGGAACAGUUUAUUGGCAUUUUUGCUCAGAACAGGCCUGAGUGGAUAAUCACAGAACUGAGCUGUUAUACCUACUCUAUGGUGGCUGUUCCUUUGUAUGAUACCCUAGGAGCUGAAGCUAUUACAUACAUCAUAAACAAAGCGGACAUUUCAUUGAUAUUCUGUGACAACGCUGACAAAGCUAAAGUUCUCCUGUCCAAUGUUGAAAAGGGAGACACGCCUGUCCUUCGCACUGUUGUGCUCAUGGAUCCUUUUGAUGAAGAUCUUGUGGAGCGUGGCAAGAAAUGUGGUGUGGAGAUAAUUAGUCUGAAGGAAAUAGAGGAGGAAGGGCGGGAUCAUCAUGAGAAACCAAAGCCACCAAAGCCAGAGGACUUGGCAGUGGUUUGCUUUACAAGCGGGACAACUGGAAAUCCAAAGGGUGCAAUGCUUAGUCAUAAGAAUGUUGUAAGCAACAGUGCUGCUUUCCUUAAAGUAACAGAGGACUUGGCGUAUCCUUCUACUCAAGAUGUUCUCAUCUCUUUUUUGCCACUGGCACAUAUGUUUGAAAGAGUUGUAGAGACUGUAGUUCUCUGCCAUGGGGCUCGAAUAGGCUUUUUUCAGGGAGACAUCAGACUGUUAAUGGAUGACUUGAAAGUUCUGCAGCCCACCAUUUUCCCAGUGGUGCCCCGUUUGUUGAACAGAAUGUUUGAUCGGAUAUUUGGGCAGGCAAAUACUUCAUUGAAGCGCUGGCUGUUAGACUUUGCUUCAAAGCGAAAAGAGGCCGAGCUCCGCAGCGGAAUUAUCCGAAAGGAUAGCCUGUGGGACAAGCUCAUAUUUCAGAAAGUUCAGAAUAGUCUUGGUGGAAAAGUACGACUUAUGAUUACUGGAGCAGCUCCUGUUUCUUCUACCGUGUUAACAUUCUUGCGGGCAGCUCUCGGUUGCCAGUUCUAUGAAGGCUAUGGACAGACUGAAUGCACUGCUGGCUGUUCACUUACUAUUCCCGGAGACUGGACAGCAGGUCAUGUGGGUGCUCCUAUGCCCUGCAACUAUGUAAAGCUGGUGGAUGUGGAAGACAUGAAUUAUUUUGCAUCAAAAGGAGAAGGCGAAGUUUGUGUCAAAGGAGCCAAUGUUUUUCUAGGAUACUUAAAAGAUGAUGAAAAAACUGCUGAAGCUUUAGACAAGGAUGGCUGGCUGCACACAGGAGAUAUUGGCAAAUGGUUACCAAACGGUACAUUAAAAAUUAUAGAUCGCAAGAAACACAUAUUUAAAUUGGCCCAAGGUGAAUACAUUGCACCAGAAAAAAUUGAGAAUAUCUACUCAAGAAGUGAGCCAGUGGUACAGGUGUUUGUUUAUGGAGAAAGCUUACAGGCUUUCCUUGUUGGUGUUGUGGUGCCAGAUCCUGACAGUGCAGUCAGUUGGGCCAAAAAGAGGAAAUUGGAAGGAACGUUUGAAGAGCUGUGCAAGAAUAAGGACUUUAAAAAUGCCAUUCUAGAAGAUUUUUUGAAAGUUGGAAAAGAAGCUGGAUUAAAAACAUUUGAACAAGUAAAAGACAUUGCUUUAUACCCAGAAAUGUUUUCAAUCCAGAAUGGCCUGCUGACUCCCACCAUGAAAGCCAAGAGGCCAGAGCUGCGAAAAUACUUCCAGAAACAAAUUGAUGAACUCUAUGCCAGUAACAAUGUAUAA